Messenger RNA from Harpegnathos saltator (Jerdon's jumping ant), 534 nucleotides. RefSeq names its product histone-lysine N-methyltransferase SETMAR-like. Bases 1 to 534 code for a protein of 177 amino acids. Lineage: Eukaryota; Metazoa; Arthropoda; Insecta; Hymenoptera; Formicidae. Gene Ontology annotation, cellular component: site of double-strand break; condensed chromosome; nucleus. Gene Ontology annotation, biological process: DNA double-strand break processing; mitotic DNA integrity checkpoint signaling; DNA integration. The transcript has a single exon. Gene Ontology annotation, molecular function: double-stranded DNA binding; DNA topoisomerase binding; single-stranded DNA endonuclease activity. The record is from RefSeq and is a predicted model, not a curated record.
AUGGAAGGUAAGGAAAUGCGAAUAAUAUUCUUGUACGAAUACAAACUUGGUCAUAGUGCGGCCAAGGUAACGCGAAACAUAAACACUGCUUUUGGGGAAGGUUCUGUAAGUGAUCAAACCAUUAAACGUUGGUUUGUGAAGUUUCGAUCUGGUGAUACAAAUCUCGACAAUUUGCCUCGCGGCCAUGUACCAGUGAUUGAUGACAAUGUUUUGAAAGACAUGGUUGAAGCAGACUCGCGUUUAUCAAUUCGAGAUAUUGCACACAGCAUCAACGUUCACUAUUCCACUGUUUCCCGACACCUAAAGGCCAUUGGGAAAGUAAAAAAUCUUGACAAAUGGAAACCACAUGAAUUGACUGAGAGAAACAAGCUUCGCCGUAUGGAAAUCAGCUCAUCUUUGCUUUCCCAACACAAUAAUGAAGGAAUAUUGAAUCGAAUAGUAACGUGUGAUGAAAAGUGGGUUCUUUAUGACAAUCGUCGACGUUUUACCCAGUGGUUAGAUGCUGAUCAAGCUCCGAAACACAUGCCGAAAUAG